AUGAAGUAUUUCUUAACUGAUACAGGGCGUAGCUUCCCUGGCCCUGUCGUAGAGGCUCCGUUUCACAAGUUGAUGUUAAAAGGUGGCAAUCCCACUCUACUUGUCUUAGGUCCAAAUCUUUAUAAGGAACAAGCUUUUUAUUCCUGUGAUAUCGAAGAAACAGGUAAAGAAUUAUUGAACAUCAAGUACGAAAUUGGAAAUCUAGAGCUGAACGGCUUUCUCCGUUAUAUACAUUACCGGGCAAAUGUUCAAUAUGAGGGCUAUUGUUAUAAAGGAUCCUAUAAGAUACAUGAGCACCCAAUGAAACCAAAUAAAAUUUUAUACUUACCGCCCUCUCAAUAUUCCAGCAUUCCACUUCAAGCCAUUUUUUAUGGGUUUUCUCCAGAGGAUGCAAUAAUAUAUAGGGAUUUGUUGAUUGUUUACAGAAUUCGAGCAAUCCGACGUGGCUAUAAACCAACGAUGGAUAAAGUCUUAAGUGUCUUUUUUGACCCACCAUAUGAAAUAUAUGUCAUCCCUUCUCCGCAUGGGAACGAUUCCAAGCAAGAAUAUAUGGAAGUGGAUCAUUGUGAAGACGUCACAAAGGAGGAACGUCAAACUUACCAAGCUUAUUUUAUGUUGAAAAUGAGAUACAUGUUGGGUGAUAAAUUGGAAUACUCGACAUUUUCUGAACUACUUGAGAACACAAACCAUGCGUACUGUGAAAGUGUACACUUAGAAGAAGUCUAA
Messenger RNA from Naumovozyma dairenensis CBS 421, 726 nucleotides. RefSeq lists its product as uncharacterized. Bases 1 to 726 code for a protein of 241 amino acids. The record is from RefSeq and is a predicted model, not a curated record. NCBI's taxonomy places the organism in Eukaryota, Fungi, Ascomycota, Saccharomycetes, Saccharomycetales, Saccharomycetaceae. The transcript has a single exon.